AUGUCUCCCGCGGCAGCGCUCGCAAACGGCCCUGUUCGGCAGCCGGACUUGCAUCUGGUGACCGACGAUGAUUUUGUCUACGAACAAGACAUCCAGCGGAGUCCAGGCAGCACGAAACCGUGGCUGGCAUAUAUUAGCUACAAGAUUCAGCAUGGGACGAUUGAGGAGCAAGCCUUUGUGCUCGAAAGGGCUUGCAUACAACUUCCCCGAUCCUACAAACUUUGGAAGAUGUACCUUAACUUCCGCACAAAACACAUCGCGAAGCUCAAUGCCGCCAUCUUUGCAGCCGAAUAUCGCAAGGUCAACUCGCUGUUCGAACGUGCUCUCAUCCUACUCAACAAGAUGCCACGGAUAUGGGAAAUGUAUCUGAAGUUUCUCAUCAAGCAGCCUCUCGUUACACUUACCCGGCGCACUUUUGACCGGGCUCUACGCGCCCUUCCCCUAACGCAGCACAACCGGAUAUGGGCGCUAUACCUGCCAUUCGCCAACUCGGCUGCAGGGCCGACAGCGGUGAAAAUAUGGCGUCGCUACAUGCAGGUGCAUCCCGAGGACGCUGAGGACUUUAUAGAACUCCUUUACCAAGUUGGCUAUUACACAGAAGCUGCGAGGAAGUACAUCGACGUGCUCAACAACCCACGUUUCACCAGCAAGCACGGCAAGGGUCACUUUGAAUUGUGGAGCGAGAUGGUCGAGCUGCUUGUGGAGCAUGCUACCGAGGUCGAGGUGGGCUAUGAGACGGGAAUUGACGUUGAGCGCAUCAUCCGGAGUGGCAUCGAACGAUUUGCCGACCAAAGAGGCAAGUUGUGGGUCGGCCUGGCGACUUAUUGGAUCAGGAGGGGAAGCUUUGAGCGCGCACGAGACGUGUUUGAAGAAGGCAUUACGACCGUUAUGACCGUCCGCGACUUUACUCUCGUUUUUGACUCGUAUGCUGAAUUUGAGGAGUCCGUCAUUGGAGCGAUGAUGGAAGUGGCCGGCCAAAGGGCCGAGAAAGGCGUUGUCGAUGAGGCUGCCGACUUUGAUCUGGACAUCCGCAUGAUGCGCUUCGAGCAUUUGAUGGACCGAAGGCCAUUCCUGUUGAACGACGUUCUCUUACGCCAGAAUCCCAACAAUGUCAAUGAGUGGGAGAAGCGGGUUGCCCUCUGGGGCGACAACCACAACGAGGUGGUCAACACAUAUACCAAUGCGAUCGCUGCGGUCCAGCCUAAAAAAGCCAGCGGACCGUUUCAUCAGCUUUGGGCAAACUACGCCAAAUUCUACGAACGAGGUGGCGACCUGCGGAGCGCAAGGAUCAUCAUGGAGAAGGCCGUCAAGGUGCCCUUCAAGUCGGUCGUGGAGCUGGCUGACAUGUGGAUUGAAUGGGCCGAGAUGGAGCUUCGGAACGACAAUUUUGAGGAGGCGGUCCGCAUCAUGGCCAAGGCGGUACAGGCGCCGAAGAGAUCAACUGUUGACUACUUUGACGAGACUCUGACACCACAGCAGCGAGUGCACAAGAGCUGGAAGUUGUGGAGCUUUUAUGUCGACUUGGUCGAGAGCGUGGGCACCCUUGAGGACACCAAAAAGGUCUACGAGCGCAUCUUUGAGUUGCGCAUCGCCACGCCGCAGACCGUGGUCAACUACGCAAACUUGCUGGAGGAACACAAGUACUACGAGGAGUCGUUCAAGAUCUACGAGCGCGGGCUGGACCUGUUCAGCUACCCAGUCGCGUUUGAGCUCUGGAACAUGUACCUCACCAAAGCAGUGGAUCGCAAGAUCAGCAUAGAGAGGCUGCGUGAUCUUUUCGAGCAGGCCGUCGAAGGAUGCCCGCCCAAAUUUGCCAAGAUCAUCUACCUUAUGUAUGGCAACCUCGAGGAGGAACGAGGUCUGGCGAGGCAUGCAAUGAGGAUAUACGAAAGGGCGACGAGGGCAGUGUCAGACGAAGACAGGGCCGACAUGUUCAACUUUUACAUCACCAAGUCGGCAUCCAACUUCGGCCUCCCUUCGACGCGGCAAAUAUACGAACGGGCGAUCGCCGCCUUGCCUGACGACGAGGCACGCGACAUGUGCCUCAAGUUUGCCGACAUGGAGAAGCGGCUGGGCGAGAUCGACCGGGCACGCGCCAUCUACGGGCACGCGUCGCAGUUCUGCGACCCACGAACCACGCCAGCCUUUUGGACCAAGUGGGAGCAGUUUGAGGUGCAGCACGGCAACGAGGACACGUUCAAGGAGAUGCUGCGAAUCAAGCGCGCGGUCCAGGCCAAAUACAACACGGACGUCAACUUUAUCGCCUCGCAGGCGCUUGCGCGCAGCCAGCAGCAGAGGCAGGCAAACGGACACGGCAACGGCACCGAGAACGGCGACGACGGCGUCGUCGACGCCAUGGAGGCCCUCGAGCGCCAGGCCCGCGCGCCGGCCGGCUUCGUCGCGGCAACCGAGGGGAACAUCAAGGGCGACGCGGCUACGGCGAAGACUGCCGUCACGGCAAAUCCCGACGCAAUAGAUAUUGAUGAUAUGGAGGAUUGA
Pyricularia pennisetigena is the source of this 2499-nucleotide messenger RNA. RefSeq lists its product as uncharacterized. The transcript is spliced from 3 exons. Gene Ontology annotation, molecular function: protein binding. The record is from RefSeq and is a predicted model, not a curated record. Gene Ontology annotation, cellular component: post-mRNA release spliceosomal complex; Prp19 complex; U2-type catalytic step 2 spliceosome. Bases 1 to 2499 code for a protein of 832 amino acids. Gene Ontology annotation, biological process: generation of catalytic spliceosome for first transesterification step; mRNA splicing, via spliceosome. Lineage: Eukaryota; Fungi; Ascomycota; Sordariomycetes; Magnaporthales; Pyriculariaceae.